Molecule: messenger RNA, 930 nt
Organism: Besnoitia besnoiti
Lineage: Eukaryota; Apicomplexa; Conoidasida; Eucoccidiorida; Sarcocystidae
Exons: 2
Coding region: 1-930 (309 amino acids)
Source: RefSeq, a predicted model, not a curated record
AUGCUUCUCGUUCAGGCGUCGCCUGUUUUCUUCGACCUCGUCACUUCACUAGACUGCGGAAUGAGACUAGCAACAAGCGGAGCCUCUCCGGCAGGCUCUGUUCCAGUGUCCCGACGGAGGGAACGCAAGCAACCAACGUCAGGACCCGCUGCGGAGGAGGCUACCUCAGAGCAACCCCGAUGCCGCCUUCAUGACCCCAUUUCAAGGAGACUGCGGAUUUUGUGCACUGCAGCGAAAUCUGGGGUUGCAGUCUUGCGCAGUCGGCUUCUCCGUUGCGUCUUUUUGUGGUGUCUCAUUACUCUUCUUUUGCCAACUGAAGCAGCCGUGGGAUUUCGAUUUCGAGGCUGGGUCCGGCGGUUCACAACGUGUCGGUUGAUCGAGUUUGACGGGCGAACCGUGGGUGAUAUUCCCGAGUUCGAGGCGCUGGUGAUGGUGAAUAGUAUGAACGAAGUGGUGAGCUUCGAGCCCGCACGAGCGGUCCCCAUGUGCGACAUCAGCAAUGGCUUCGAUCUGGCUUUCAUCCCGUGUGAAGACAAACAACAGCGGCCUUCGCAUACCCGUUUUGUCUUCCCACUCCCCUCGACAAGCUCUCCUCCGCAGUCUCAUCCCGAGAUAGAGGAGUCGAAGAAGGGGAGUAACGAGUGGGUGGUCACGAAGGUCGUCCGUGCUGCUGGAGGGCUGGCGCUGCGAGCGGCCAAAGCUGGCGCGGCUGCAGGGUCUGCCGUGGUUAAUCUCGUGGCUGGGUCGUCUUUGCCGCUUGUUGAGGCACUCAAAAAGAAACUCGUGCAUUUUCGCGAGCAGUCGACUGCCUAUGGUCUAGAGUGCAUGGACCCGGUGACAAGCACAAAGCUCAAGAGCGCCAUAAACCCCCCAAUGGUUCCCAUCGUUGGCCAAGCCGUAGAAGCUAUUUUGGACUUGGAGAGAAAAUAA